Myotis brandtii (Brandt's bat) is the source of this 510-nucleotide messenger RNA. RefSeq names its product 60S ribosomal protein L35a-like. Gene Ontology annotation, biological process: ribosomal large subunit biogenesis; cytoplasmic translation. Gene Ontology annotation, molecular function: structural constituent of ribosome. Gene Ontology annotation, cellular component: cytosolic large ribosomal subunit; ribosome. The record is from RefSeq and is a predicted model, not a curated record. NCBI's taxonomy places the organism in Eukaryota, Metazoa, Chordata, Mammalia, Chiroptera, Vespertilionidae. The transcript has 4 exons. The coding region runs from base 1 to 510 and encodes 169 amino acids.
AUGGACCUGAGCAGCCUUGAAAAGGGAGCCUGGAGAAUGCCUACUCAUGCGGGCUCAACAGGAAAAGAAGGGGCCUUGAAUGCCAACUUGAUUGAACUGUACCCUUUCACUCAUUAUCCGUAUGCCUGCAAGACGAUAAUUCAUCUCCAAAGCACUAGCAGGAAUGGCUUACUUAUACUGUGUGGAAGGCUGAGGUCCAAGGCCAUUUUUGCUGGCUAUAAGUGGGGUCUCUGGAACCAGGAGGAGCACACAGCUCUUCUUAAAACUGAAGGUGUUUAUGCUGGAGAUGAAACUGAAUUCUAUCUAGGCAAGAGAUGUGCUUAUGUGUACAAGGCAAAGAACAACACAGUGACUCUUGGUGGCAAACCAAACAAAACCAGAGUAACCUGGGGAAAGGUAACUCGUGCUCAUGGAAACAGUGGCAUUGUUUAUGUCAAAUUCCAAAGCAGCCUUCUUGCUAAGGCCAUUAUACACAGAAUCCGUGUAAUGCUGUACCCCUCAGGGACUUAA